AGACUGCGGAAAAUUAUGUUAAACGCCGGGUCGCAGUCGUAGCUGUACGUGGACGCGGUUUUUCGAAUUUUAGUUUACGCACAGUAAAUUAGUAUAAGAUCGUUUAAAUAAAUUUAAGAGACAAUGCCAAAUAUAGUUAACGAAAUUAAAUUAGACUUUAAAGAUGUUAUGCUUCGCCCAAAGAGGUCUACGUUAAUGAGUAGAAAUGAUGUGGACUUAUAUAGAAAAAUUACCUUUAGAAAUUCGAAACAAACCUACCAUGGAAUACCAAUCAUGGCGUCUAAUAUGGAUACAGUGGGCACCUUCGAGAUAGCGAAAGCUUUAUCCAAGCACGGUCUAUUUACAACACUGCACAAAUAUUACGGUGUCGAAGAAUGGAAGAAAUUUGCGGAGGAAAAUCCCGAUUGUUUAUCAAACAUCGCCGUAAGUGCCGGUAUGAGUAACAGCGACUACGAUAGGCUCUCUCAAAUUCUGAAUGCGGUUCCCGGGAUCGCAUUUAUUUGCUUGGAUGUCGCAAAUGGGUAUUCACAAGGAUUUGUGGAGUUUGUGAGGAAAGUUCGAGCUGCGUUUCCCACGCACACUAUAAUGGCAGGAAAUGUAGUAACUGGUGAGAUGGUAGAAGAACUAAUUUUGUCCGGAGCCGAUAUAAUCAAAGUGGGAAUUGGACCUGGCUCUGUCUGCACUACCAGAAUGAAAACUGGUGUCGGUUAUCCUCAAUUAUCUGCCGUUAUUGAAUGUGCUGACGCCGCUCACGGUUUGCAGGGACACAUAAUAUCCGACGGAGGCUGUACAUGUGGAGGUGAUAUUGCGAAGGCGUUUGGUGCCGGUGCCGAUUUUGUAAUGGCGGGUGGAAUGUUUGCCGGUCAUGACCAAUGCGAUGGGGAAAUUAUAGAAAAGAACGGCAAAAAAUACAAACUUUUCUAUGGCAUGUCUUCAAGUGUUGCUAUGGAGAAACAUUCUGGUGGCGUAGCAGAUUACAGAGCGUCGGAAGGAAAGACUGUGGAGGUUCCUUAUAAAGGCAAUGUAGAUGCUACAGUAUUAGACAUAUUAGGUGGACUACGUAGUGCUUGUACAUACACCGGCGCAGCAAAAUUGAAGGAACUACCUCGACGUGCAACUUUUAUACGUUGCACACAACAGCUUAAUCCUAUGUACAACUAGCUUAUAAUUGAGACUGCCAAAAAUUUCACAUUAUUUGUGUAAAGUAGCAAAUUGUUUUACCAAUUGUGGUUCUGUAAACUAUUAUUAUUAAACUGUAACGUAGUGGGAGUGUGCACUAUGAUUGAGCACAGUUUAGAAACAAGAGUGGAGAGCUAUGGCUGUGUAAAAUGUUAAAAGUAGCCUAAUGAAUUGUUAAAACUCAUUUAAAUCAUGCCUAAGUAAAAAUUUGUUUGAUAUUGUG
Molecule: messenger RNA, 1402 nt
Organism: Photinus pyralis (common eastern firefly)
Lineage: Eukaryota; Metazoa; Arthropoda; Insecta; Coleoptera; Lampyridae
Product: GMP reductase 1-like
Exons: 6
Coding region: 124-1161 (345 amino acids)
Biological process (GO): nucleotide metabolic process
Cellular component (GO): GMP reductase complex
Molecular function (GO): GMP reductase activity
Source: RefSeq, a predicted model, not a curated record